AUGGACCAGGAACCGAUGCAAGAGCCCGCUACCACGACGGAGUCUCUAGUGGAAGAAAUUGAUGACAAAGAACACAUGAAGACUUUAAUACCGCUGAGAGCAGGCACAUAUCUGCAAACACUUCCAACUGCCUUCCUUUCAUUUUCCCAUAAACAAAAACAGAAAAAUGUUCUUCCUGCAAUUCCGCCAGAGUCAACGGUUGUAAACAACAAAACUUUCUGGGAAAGGCCCUUCGGUUUGGGCCCUCUAGUUGUCCCUGCUUUACAGCGUUUCAACAACAUUGACUGCUUCACGUUUUUGUAUGUUUUGUCGGUCUUUAGUCAUGGUAUGGUAGUUGCUUUGACUGAUCUGAGUUUGCCGAAGUAUCAAACCGAAUUUUCAUUGUCAUUAGAGAAAUUAGAGAAAUUCAUGCUGGAGUUCAGUGAUUAUUUUGCAUCUUUCCUGGUAGCUAUACCUGUGUCAUACUUUGGAAGUAGAGGAAACAGGGCAAAAUGGGUGGCAGCCUCAUGUAUCUUACUAGGUUCAUCUUUCACUGUGAGUUACCUGAACCUUUAUGACUUGUGCACAGACGAACAUAUAGUGGAAACCUGUGAGGGAAGGAUAAUACCUCACAGAUCAAUAUGUAUCCAUCUCUUCUUCGUUGGGCAGUGUCUCCAUGGAAUCAGUGGGAUGCCACUUUAUAUCCUUGGUGUAACUUUCAUUUUUGACCAUGUUCCCUCAUGUUCAGUUGGCUUCUAUUUAGCUAUUGUGGAUCUUCCAAGAUUUGUGGGCUACACUUUGGGUUACACAAUAGGAUUCCAUGGUCUUCUGUCUCCUGAGACUUGGCAGCAGCCUUGGUGGAUUGCUUAUCUUGUUGUUAUACUUUCAUGGGGUGUAUUUUUACCGUUGUUCUGUUUUCCAUCUCGUUUACCUGGUUCACAAGUGCUAAGACUUGAGAAAGAAAAUGAACCUCCUACCUUUGACAAGAGGCUUAAAGAUAAGGAAAUUGGAACUAAUUUGAAGGAUAUACAUAAUACUAUUCAGUUGCUGUUGAAGAACACACUGCUGAUGACCCAGAUAUUCUGCAAAGCCGUGGAGUUUAUAACCUCUGAGGAAUCUUCAUUAUUUGUUCCCGUAUAUUUAGAAAGCCAGUUUAUGUUAACACCCUCACUUGCCACUGUGCUUACAGGACUUAUUAUUCUCCCAGGAACUGCAGUUGCUCAUUUCAUGGGAGGUCUAAUUGUUGACAGAUUGGACAUGAAUUAUAAGACCAAAGUAAACUUUACAGCCGUGACAACUGUUCUAGCAACUGUGUUUUUUACAUUAAUCUUUUUUGUAGAGUGUGAAACAGUGAAAGCUGCUGGAAUCAAUGAGGAUUAUGAUGGGUAA
Psammomys obesus (fat sand rat) is the source of this 1368-nucleotide messenger RNA. Its product is annotated as solute carrier organic anion transporter family member 6C1-like. NCBI's taxonomy places the organism in Eukaryota, Metazoa, Chordata, Mammalia, Rodentia, Muridae. Gene Ontology annotation, biological process: transmembrane transport; sodium-independent organic anion transport. Gene Ontology annotation, cellular component: membrane. The record is from RefSeq and is a predicted model, not a curated record. Bases 1 to 1368 code for a protein of 455 amino acids. The transcript has 10 exons.